AUGUCUCUCGAUCCUGGCUCCAGAAUUCCAUCCCCCUUAAGCUCUGGCCGCUCAUCACCUCAGCCAAGACCGAACUAUAUCAGAGAACAUCAGUUAACAAGUUGGUCUGCAGAAGUUACGAGAAAAGACCCGAAAUACAAACGAUAUUCUACGACCAUUGAUCGUGCACUUUCUCUAUUCGAGAGCUAUAGUCUACAAGAAUGGGCUGAUUAUAUCUCGUUUCUCGGCCGACUUCUCAAGGCACUCCAAUCUCACCCCUCACUUCCUUUAAUACCGUCAAAAACCCUUAUAGCAAAACGACUAGCACAGUGCCUAAAUCCGCAACUUCCCUCUGGAGUUCACCAGAAGACAAUUGAGGUUUAUUCCUACAUAUUCUCUAUGAUUGGGCGUGAGGGCCUUGCGGCAGACCUGACCCUGUGGACACCCGGUUUGGCACCAGUUCUCUCAUACGCAUCCCUGACCUUAAAGCCCCAUUAUCUUACGCUUCUCGAGAGAUUUUACCUUCCCCUUUCGACCGCUUUACGGCCGGCUCUAAAAGGCUUAAUAUUAGCCUUACUUCCUGGUAUUGACGAGGAGGGCGGUGAAUACUUUGACCGAACACUGGCCUUGAUAGACGAAAUUCGAAAUGGGGUUUGUGAUGAUGCAUAUUUCUGGCAGUGCUUCUUAUUAGCUACCAUCACAAGCCCAGGCAGGCGGCAGGGGGCGCUAGCUUUCCUGGGAAGGAGACUCCCAAAACUGGAUCCCGAAAGAAGUGGAGAUAAUUUGGAGUCGGGAGGAAGUGGUUCUGAAGCCUUAAUUAGCCCGGAACCUGGACUUUUGAUUAGGGCCUUUUGUGCGGGCCUGAAUGAUGAGCAGAUCUUGGUUCAACGAGGUUUCCUGGACUUACUGGUGGGGUCACUCCCGCUUUGCUCAAAAAUACUGCAAGGGCGGGUGAGCAAACCUGAUCUUGAGCUUCUAGUAACCUCAGCAGCUGGGGUGGUUUUACGGAGAGAUAUGUCGCUUAAUCGUCGCCUCUGGGCCUGGUAUCUCGGACCGGAAGGACACGAACGGCGCGAGAACGAUUACUUUGGAAAAUGUGGUCUCGGUGCCUUGAUCGGAGGGUUGGAAAAGAUGCUCGAUCAGCCUACGGGGGCUAGUUCUAUUGAACGGGCAAAGCCGUACAGGAUAUGCCUUUCUUUAAUGGAUCGCUGGGAGGUUGGUUCUUUGGUUGUCCCCAAACUGUUUUUGCCUGUGAUCGAAAGCGUAAGGCAAUAUGAGAAAUCGGCACCGAGUAAGGAAGUUUAUACAGAAGUCCUCAAGAGUGCCCGAAUGUUUUUUGAUGGGGUUGAAGCAUCACUCAUUUGGGGUCAAAUAUUGGAAAAGGUUACUCGGGCGUUUUCAGCCGGGGAAGGAACGGAAGCAGAAGAGAUAUUGGAGGGUGUGCGUUUUGUUAUCAGAACUUUCAAUGUGAAUGAGGAAGAGAUGGUGGUACUACAUACUCCCUUAUUGGUACUAGCAAUACUCGUAGAGCUGGGGAAAGUCUCUGGGGGCCUUGGAAAAGCAUUGCAAGCAAAGGGGCUCAGGAUUGCCGAAGACCUAUGGCGAAUGGUCCCCGAGAGAGUCUUCAUUACAACACCGGCACAGGGGACUUCAGAACUAGAGCACGCAGACAACGCAAUGAUCAUGGAAGGGGUACAGCAGUUUUAUAGAUAUAGUGGAGGAUCCGCAGCUGGACCGCCAUUCUCCAUCCAGAAUGUAGGUCAAUGGAUUCUUCGAGAAGCUGCCAGGGCAGCCCAAAGCGCCUUGACAGAUCCCAAAAACGAUGAAGACAUAAGGGUACGGUGCCACUUACUAGUCAGUGUUAUCCAGAAAACCCCCCAGUUCCAAUGCUGGAAGGAAUCAACACAGCUCGCCCAAUCUUUCCUCACCGUUCUGUCGAAUCCAGUUGUGUCUUUUGCCGCAUUACAAGGAAUCGCGAAUGUGGUGGCUCCUUUGUACAUUAAGAGUUACAUAUCACCGCAUGAUAUUGGGUCCCUGAUCCUGCCUAUUAUUAAACAUGUCUGGGGCUAUUUGUCACCUGAUAGACCCAAAUUUCAUGUGGAAGCGGUAAAAGUAAUUUGGAACCUUCAGAUGGUCCUAGCGGAUAGAAAAAUAGAAGCCGCAAUUGCAACUGUGAUGACCGAAGGCGAUGUUGGUGGCGUCUAUUCCUCAAGGAACGCUGAGCAUGGAAAGAAAUUCGGUGUGCUCUGGAUGCACAGUAGCAAUCACCCCAGUAGUGCAAGCGGGUUAGAAAUGGUCUUGACAAGACCAUUGUUCUUAUUCCUGGAUGCAUUAGGGGAUGACGGAUUAGAGGUGGCUGUCUUCGCUCGCGGCUGGCUACAGAAUCUUGGGAGUGUUUAUAGACUGUUCAGCGUAUUCAUUACAAAGCUUCUUGGAUUGGGUUUCCUGAGAGAUCCCGGCCAGAGAGAUGCCAACGGCGCACCAAUUAGAAGACAGCCAUUCGGGGAAAACGAUGAUUUGGAGAUAGCUACCUACUACUUCCAGACGCUGUCAAACAUCCUACAGUAUUCCACAAACACAGUACUAGCCGCCCUGGCAAGUGAAUUGGUCAUUGGGGCCGAUGAGGCUCGGGCUAAAGUUCUUGUGGAAGCUGGAUACGGAGAAGAUGAUAUGACCCUUCAAACAUUUUUUGUCAAAGCUGCCGUGCGAGCCAUUGAUGGUGAUGCCAAAGAGAAAAAAGAUGUCGGGCGAGUAUCUCGCCUUCAUAGGAUAGCAUUGAAAGUGCUACACCAACUGCUCCUAAGCCCUUUUGUAAAACCGCUCAUGGAUAUGGAGCUCGAGAACGUUCUCACUGCCCGGCUCAUUUCAGCGCUAGACGUUACGGACACAUAUGUGCAGGUUUCAUUAUUGGACGUAUUAUUUGCAGCGCUGAAGCUUUCUUUGAUGAGACCUGCGAGCCAAUUGGGGCAAAUCAAAAAGGAUACUGGAAGUAUUAAAGGAGGACGGGCACCAAUAUCCAUUGAGCCAGAGAAAACGAUGAUAGCACCGCCCAAGGCUACACCACCACAGCAGCUUCUUAAAUGCCUUAUCGGUGGAUUUUCCAGCUCGAGUAGUCGACCGGUGUUGGACAGUUGGGUCAAUUUCUUGACCGAGUGCUUGCCCUUGUUGGAGAACGUUAUAUUUCAAAUUCUAAUGCCACUGGUUGAGUGUCUAUGCGAACAAAUAAGACAAACCUUUCAUACAUUAAAGCAGGUCUUCAGUCAGGGGGAACACAAUGGCUCGACUUCAUUAGUUAAUAGUCCGGAAGGCACCUUGGUUGCUCUUCUGCAUGGCCUUGAACAGAUACUUGCGGCAGCUCAUGAUAAACUUGUUAAUGAAGAGAUCAAGAGUGCUGGGGCCAGUGCGAAAAGCCCUGAUGCGCCAACAGCUAGCACAUUCUUCGGUAACAUGGUUAGCGGUGUCUUUGCGGUCGAAAGUCCGCAACAUAGAAGCUCAGCAGCCAAUAACCGCCUCACGGUGCUUCUUUGUUUCAAAGAUACUGUGAAAAGCUGCUAUGCAAUCUGGAGUUGGGGCGAUUCUCACGCAAUCAAUGGGGAAAGUGAGCCGGAUCCCGGCAGCAAGGAGAGUUGGCAAUAUAUCAUUGUGCGAAUGAGAGGGCGUGCCCGCAGGAUUCUGGAGCAUCUCUUUGGCGCGGAAACGCUUGAAUGUUUGGAGACUUUGAUUGAACUCUGGCCCGCCAAAUCGACACCAGCAAGCGAUGUCAAGAAAACUGGGGGUGUGUUCAGACUUAUCAAUGUACUUGAUGGAUCGAGGCCCAAGCACACGAUUCCCGCUAUUUUUAAUGCCAUCUACUCAAGAACAAAUCCGGCUGCGCUAGAACCGAACCGUAAAUCGGCACUCACCGCUGAACUUCAAGACCUUGAUGUCGUAGUUUUCUUAGUAGAAUACGCUCGCAGUUUAGAGGAUGAUGCUAUGGACGAAAUCUGGGCAGAUUGCAUGGUCUUCUUGAAAGAUGUUCUUGCCAACCCAUUCCCACACCGUCAGACAUUGCCAGGUUUACUAAGCUUCACGGCCAUCCUAGGAGAAAAGGUAGACAAUACCAACUUUGGAGAACAGAGGCGAAUGAGAAAGGAGCUAGGGGAUCUUUUCACUAGGCUGCUAACUGCAGCAUUCACGGUCAAGCCCAUUGGCCAGAAUGUGCUAGAAUCGCCAGCACCAGUUGCUGGAGGAGAUAGAGAUAAAGAGAGGGAGAUGGAAAAGGAAAGCGACGGAGGUAAUAAGGGGGAUCGAGCUAGUAGGGGGAAAACGCCCCCGGUCGAUAUUGUAGCCGUCUUGGUAUCUACCGUGCCAGAACUUCGCAAGGUCCUCGUCGAGCCCGAUAGGGUGGUCGCUGCCUCCAUUGCAAUCUCGGCCAACGUAAUAGGUCCAACCUUCAGGUCCAAAUCAUUUCCGCACAAUGUCACAGGGGGGGUACUCGAUCUUUUGUACCAACUCACACGAUUGCCUAAUAAUCAAAAGGCCUGGAAAAAGGAACUCUCCGACGCUUUCCUUGAUCCCAAAUUCUUCUCAUCAUCAAUCUCACUUGUUAGAAGCAGCUGGGUUCCGUUAGCUCGACAACUCCUCGUAAGUGAACGAGAACGCAUGACGGAGCUUCUAGGGAGAAUCACCCCGCCUACAACAGCGGGUGUUCUUUUCGGAGUGGGUGCCACCUCGGCACGACAGGAGGCCGAUAAAAAGACUCAACUUAACCUAAAAAGAAUUGCAUUCCUAAUAUUCGCGGCGGAGACAGACACUUUUAUUGUUAAUCUUCCUGAGCUAGAAGACAAGCUGGUCGAAUUACUAUCUGCCACGGCAGUAACUUCACCAUCCUCGGCCACGAGAGGGGAUAUCUAUCUCGUCUUCCGGGCAUUAGCUCUUAGGACUUCUCCGGUGCAUAUUUCCUCCCUCUGGCCGCUUAUCAACACCGAAUUACAAUCCGCUCUAUCAUCUCUCUUCCCUGACGAGGAGAACGACAUAUACACAGACUCCUCUAUUCUGCAGGCUUGCAAACUCUUGGACACCCUAUUAGUUAUCGCUCCUGACGAGUUUCAAUUACACGAAUGGCUGUUCGUAACAGACACGAUAGAAGCAGUUUACCGCCCGAACGACUGGAAUCCAACCGCUCUCGUGGACCAAGUUGCAAGCGAACUACCUUCUUCCUCCUCGCAUGGCACGAUGGUGGAGAAUCGGCGGAGGCCAUGGCUUACUGGUGAUCACGUUAGGGAAUUGGAAAAGGGUGGGGGUGACAUAAGAUCUGAGUUACUGAGGCCUUUCUUCAGUAACCUAAGUAUCUUCGUUUACGAAGCCACGUAUGGGAUGAAACCGCCGGAUACGGGGGCUUGUGAGGAUGCGGUUUUGAGAGAUCUUUUCUCGGAGGAGGGAUAGAUGGGAGUUGGUCAGACAAUCGGUGGACGGAUGUGGUUGCAACGUAUAUACUAGUAAUUACCGUACUUGAGUAGCAUACUUUAUGGCUGGCGAUAAAGCUAGCACCGCUCAAAGCAGGGGAUUG
Tuber melanosporum (Perigord truffle) is the source of this 5527-nucleotide messenger RNA. RefSeq lists its product as uncharacterized. The transcript is spliced from 6 exons. NCBI's taxonomy places the organism in Eukaryota, Fungi, Ascomycota, Pezizomycetes, Pezizales, Tuberaceae. Bases 1 to 5403 code for a protein of 1800 amino acids. Gene Ontology annotation, biological process: Golgi to endosome transport. Gene Ontology annotation, cellular component: endosome; trans-Golgi network. The record is from RefSeq and is a predicted model, not a curated record.